CUUAAACCUUUGGAGUUCCGUGUUUGAGUUUACCUGCAAGCGCAGCAUGAGGCUGUUGCCACCAACUUUUAUUUCAACAAAAAAGGGAAAUCAGGUUAGACUGCGAUACCGAAGCACGGGGUUUAUAACAUCUGAAAUGGGCGUUUCCUCAGCACACGGGGGUCUUCAUCCUUACUGGCCGCGCGACCUUCUGAUUCCUAACUAUGUGGCCAAUGACCGCUCCAUGUCCGAGAUUCUGGCUUUCCUUUUCUCGGUGUCGGGGGUGUUUCUGCUCGUCACCUGGCUGAUCACCGGGGCCACGGGCAGGCUCGGAACUUGGAGGCGACUGGCUAUCUGCUGGUUUGCUGUGUGUGGUUUCAUCCAUGGUGUAAUUGAGGGCUGGUUCUCCCUUUAUUACGACAUUCUACCUGCAGACCAGAGCUUCUUGUCACAGCUGUGGAAAGAGUAUUCAAAAGGAGACAGCAGAUAUGUAAUAGCUGAUAACUUCACUGUCUGCAUGGAGACUGUGACUGCUUGUUUGUGGGGUCCGUUCAGCUUUUGGGCUGUAUACUCUUUUCUAACAAAUAAGCCGUACAGAUUUAUUCUGCAGCUCAUCAUUUCAUUAGGUCAGCUGUAUGGGGCCGUACUUUAUUUCUUCACAGAACACAGAGACGGCUACGCCCACAGCGAGUUGGGACAUCCAAUCUACUUCUGGUUCUACUUUGUGUUCAUGAAUUUUCUGUGGAUUGUCAUACCGCUAAUACUUAUUGUGGAUGCAUGGAGACAGCUAUCUGCUGCUCAGAUACACACAGAUGGCAUCAAGAGCCACAAAAGUAAAAAGAAGUGAUCUAUGUCAUUCUGAGGAGACAAUGACUGAAGGACACCGUCUGAAGACCUCGAUUCUUAAUUGUCUUUAUGUCAUUAAUCAGAAGACCUUUCUCGUGAAGGUUUAAGCAAAAAUACAACAAUGGUUGCAAAACUGAAAACAUAACGUUUUGUACUUUUUUAUAAAUCAGUUUUAUGAUAAUAAAAUAAAAGUGAUCUACAAUUUA
Molecule: messenger RNA, 1031 nt
Organism: Oryzias latipes (Japanese medaka)
Lineage: Eukaryota; Metazoa; Chordata; Actinopteri; Beloniformes; Adrianichthyidae
Gene: ebp
Product: EBP cholestenol delta-isomerase
Biological process (GO): cholesterol biosynthetic process
Cellular component (GO): endoplasmic reticulum; membrane
Molecular function (GO): steroid Delta-isomerase activity; C-8 sterol isomerase activity; cholestenol delta-isomerase activity
Source: RefSeq, a predicted model, not a curated record